Molecule: messenger RNA, 3210 nt
Organism: Clonostachys rhizophaga
Lineage: Eukaryota; Fungi; Ascomycota; Sordariomycetes; Hypocreales; Bionectriaceae
Source: the annotation of a GenBank genome assembly
AUGGCCAAGAAGCAGCCCAACACGCCUGGCGAGGCGCAUGUCAGCGGUCAAUCCAACCGCCCAAUGUCCCUCCCUGCACAUAGCCUGACGCUGGAACAAGUGGUCACUGAGCUCAAGUCUGAUGCUGUCUCUGGAUUGUCGCCCGCCGAGGCCAAGUCUCGUCAUGCGGAGUUUGGGAACAAUGAUUUGGGAGAAGGCGAGAGCGUCUCCCCCCUACAGAUCAUCAUUGCUCAAGUUGCCAAUGCGAUGACGCUGGUGCUGAUUCUGGCCAUGGCAGUCAGCUUCGGAAUCAGGUCUUGGAUCGAAGGUGGUGUUGUUGCAGCCGUCAUCCUCCUCAAUAUCAUCGUCGGCUUUUUCCAGGAGUACUCAGCCGAGAAGACCAUGGACUCCCUUCGAUCUCUCAGCUCCCCGACCGCCCGUGUCGUUCGCGACGGCGACAUGACCACUGUCCCAUCCGCCGAGGUGGUUCCCGGCGACCUCAUUGAGCUCAAGACGGGUGACACAGUUCCUGCAGAUAUCCGCCUUUUUGACGCAGUCAAUUUUGAGACAGAUGAGGCGCUCUUGACCGGAGAGUCGCUGCCUGUCCGCAAGAAUGAGGAUGCCGUUUUUGAUGAAAAGACUGGCCCUGGCGACCGUCUCAAUGUUGCCUACAGCUCAUCGACUGUUACCAAGGGCCGCGCCAAGGGAAUCGUAUUCGCGACAGCCGUCUACACCGAAAUCGGCGCCAUCGCCUCCGAGCUUCGCAAGAAGGAUUCCAAGGUUCGGCCUGUGAAGCGGAAGCCGGAUGGCACCGCAAAGCCGCACAGGUACCUCGAGGCAUACACCCUGACCCUGACUGAUGCUAUCGGCCGCUUCCUCGGCGUGAACGUAGGCACACCCCUGCAAAAGAAACUCUCCAAGCUCGCCUUGCUGCUCUUUGGAAUUGCUAUUGUCUGCGCUAUUAUCUGCCUAGGCGCCAACAAGUUCGACUCGAGGCAAGAGGUGGUCAUCUAUGCUGUCGCUACCGGGCUCUCCAUGAUUCCUGCAAGUCUGGUGGUGGUUCUGACGAUCACAAUGGCUGCUGGGACGAAGCGCAUGGUCAAGAGAAACGUCAUUGUUCGUAAUCUAAAGUCGCUUGAGGCUCUCGGCGCUGUCACCGACAUCUGUUCCGACAAGACUGGUACCCUCACACAGGGCAAGAUGGUAGCUCGUGGUGCCUGGAUUCCUGGAAAAGGUACAUACACCAUUGAGAACUCUACCUCGCCCAUGGACCCGACAGCGGGAGAUAUCCGCUUUCACCCUGACGCUCCAAACCGGAUCGAUUUCAAGAAGGGUGGGGACGCCUGUGGAACCAUUGCUCAGCCCGAUGACCUCAUGAGCCAGAGUGCCCAGGACCUCACUGCUUUUCUCCAGGUUGCUUCGCUUGCUAACCUCGCAACCGUUUCCAAGAAGGGUGACCAUUGGGAGACAAGAGGCGACCCGACCGAAAUUGCUAUCCAGGUGUUUGCAUCACGCUUUGGCUGGAAUCGCCAGACGCUCACCCAUGGCGAGAACGUACAGUGGUCUGAUGUCGCAGAGCUGCCUUUUGAUUCUGAUGUGAAGCGUAUGUCUGUAGUCGUCAAGAACAACGGGAGCGGCGAGCUUUUUGCUUUCACCAAGGGUGCUGUCGAGAGAGUCAUUCAAGCAUGCGCCAAGUAUUCGCCGCACGAUUCCGCCGACCUUAUCGAUAUUGACGAGCCCUUUCGCGAGGAGAUCCUGCGCAACAUGGAGAAAUUUGCUAGCCUUGGUCUCCGCGUUCUCGCGUUAGCAAGCAAGGUGUACACCUACCCUCUGAAGAAAGGCGACGACGUCGACCGAUCUACUGUUGAGAAGGACUUGGUUUUUCGUGGCCUCAUUGGACUUUAUGACCCUCCUCGCCCCGAGUCGGCACCCGCCGUUCGCUCCUGUCACGAGGCUGGUAUCUCUGUCCACAUGCUUACCGGCGAUCACCCCGAAACAGCCAAGGCGAUUGCUAUCGAAGUCGGUAUCCUGCCUCACCGGAUGGAAGCUGUCGCUAGUGACAUUGCCGCAGCCAUGGUGAUGACAGCUACGACAUUUGAUAGCCUAACAGACGAUCAGGUCGACGAGCUCCCGGUCCUUCCUCUUGUCAUUGCCAGGUGUGCCCCAUCAACCAAGGUCAGAAUGAUCGAGGCCCUUCAUCGUAGAAAGCGGUUUUGUGCCAUGACUGGCGAUGGUGUAAAUGACUCUCCGUCUCUAAGACGCUCGGAUGUUGGCAUAGCAAUGGGCCAAUCUGGAUCUGAUGUAGCCAAGGAUGCUUCUGAUAUUGUUCUCACAGACGAUAACUUCGCGUCUAUUGUCGCCGCUAUUGAAGAAGGUCGUCGAAUCUUUGACAACAUCCAAAAGUUCAUCCUUCACGUUCUGGCUGAAAACGUUGCUCAGGCAUGCACACUGCUCGUCGGUCUCGCCUUCAAGGAUGGUCGCGGACUCUCCGUCUUUCCUCUUGCGCCUGUCCAGAUUAUUUGGAUCAUCAUGGCUACCUCUGGUAUGCCUGACAUGGGCUUGGGAUUUGAACGCGCCGUGCCCGAUAUCAUGCGUCGCCCGCCACAGUCCCUCAAAACUGGUGUUUUCACUGCCGAGUUUUUGAUUGAUAUGGUUGUUUACGGCCUAUGGAUCACGGCACUUUGUCUUGGUGCCUUUACUCUCCGUGUUUACGGGUUCGGUGAUGGCAACCUAGGUGAGAAUUGCAACCAGGACUACAAUAGCACCUGCGACACCGUAUAUCGUGCUCGAUCAACCACCUUUGCGUGUUUGACGUGGUUCGCUUUGUUUCUCGCUUGGGAGAUGAUUGACAUGCGUCGCUCUUUCUUCCGAAUGCAGCCAGGCUCUAAGAAAUACUUCACCCAGUGGAUGAUUGAUGUUUGGCGAAACCAGUUCCUGUUCUGGGCCAUCAUGAUCGGCUUCUUUACUCUUUUCCCACUAAUCUAUAUCCCCAAGCUCAACACACUCGUCUUCAGACACUCAGAGAUCAGCUGGGAAUGGGGCAUCGUCUUCAUAGCAGCUGGCAUCUUCUUUGCGGGCGUCGAAGCCUGGAAAUGGGGUAAGCGUAUUUACUUCCGUCGCCAAACCCGCAAGGCCCACGGUGCAUCGUGGAAGGAUAUGGAUAUCGAACAACGCGUUUUUGGCGACUACCUGGGCUCUGAUGCAGUUCAGAGCUCAUCUAAAGAAAAAUAG